Messenger RNA from Cooperia oncophora, 678 nucleotides. NCBI's taxonomy places the organism in Eukaryota, Metazoa, Nematoda, Chromadorea, Rhabditida, Trichostrongylidae. The record is from the annotation of a GenBank genome assembly.
AUGCAGUUUGGUAAUGUGUUGGACUACAGAAUGGCUACAAGUUACGAGUGCAUCAAUAGACCAAAGUUGAAAGGAGUGUUUUCCGGUGAAGGCAGUUUCGGAGAGAAACUAAAGAAUGCAACUAUCGUUGGAUUCAAGAAGAGAUUGCGACCCAUCAAGAAGGAUAAAGUCGCAGAGAAAGGAGACUCCAUCACUGAGGUCACGAAUACAGUCAGGGAGCAAGCCGAGGAGAUUGUGCAAGAUAUAGAAGAUGAGGUUGCCGGUGAAAAUCGCGCAAAACGCCAAGCGUUCAAGGAUCAUAGAUAUCCAAAUAUGCUAUGGUCAGAAGGAGUGAAUUAUUACUUCCAUAAGCUCGCAAGCAGGCAGAUGAGAAGUUCCUUCGAAAAAAGGAGCGAACAGCUAUGGGACAGGAUACGCCAUCAAUUCACACGAAAACCCAUUCUCGCCAAAGAUCGAAUUAUGGUAUUCCCGGAGGAUGGAUGUUGGUCUUACGUCGGAAAACUCGGCGGUGAACAGAAGCUGUCACUAGGAAGUGGUUGUGAAACGGUAUCCAUCGCUGCGCACGAGCUUGGUCACGCUCUUGGAUUUUUCCAUACAAUGUCUCGACACGAUCGCGACGACUUCAUCACGGUAAACAAGCACAAUAUCAAGGUGAGUGUUCGCCAGUGCCCCUAUUAA